AUGUCAUUAGCCCCAAAAAUUGAUGAAGUACAAGAUGUUGUCCGACGCGGAAACUACCAAUUCAUUAGCAUAGUGGAGACUUGGCUACAGAGUCAUAUACACGACAAUGUAGUCAAUAUCGAAGGAUAUAACCUCAUCCGCAGAGACAGAAUUAACGGCCAACACGGAGGCGUUUGUACUUAUAUUGAAAAUACGAUCGGUUUUGAGUUAAUAGAAAACUUAACUAAUGACUUGUUUGAGGUGUUAUGGAUCAAAAUGCUGAUGCCCAGACUGCCGAGAAGAUUUAAUAGCUUGGUCGUCGGGACCUUAUACCACCCCCCAAGUGCUGACGACUCAGCAAUGCUGGAUUAUUUAUCCAACUGUCUCUCUACAUUGGAAUCAUGCUAUCCUAAUUGUGGUUUUAUUAUUCUGGGCGACUUUAAUCAGUUAAAUAUCAACCGAUUAAAACUAAGCUAUAACCUACGUCAACUUGUUAACUUUCCAACACGUGGCAGAAAUACUCUUGAUCUCGUCUUGACAAAUCUUUACGAAUACUACGAUCAACCGGUAAAGUAUGCACCAUUCGGUCUCUCUGAUCAUAUGUCUGUAGAAUUUAAACCAAAAGAACGAUGUCAACCCCAAAGAGCGCAGAAAAGAGUGGUGAAGAAAAGAGAUCUACGUCCGAGCUCCCGUCUUGCAUUCCGUAAAUAUUUGGAACUGUUGGCAUUCCCAGCAUGUUUUGACAAAGCCCCUUCUUGCACAGAAAAAAUCUCCCUCUUGGAAACCAUUGUAACUACUGGUCUGGAUUAUAUUCUCCCACUGCGCUCAACUACAUCUCGGUGUAAUGAACCUCCCUGGAUGAACUCAAAAUUAUCAUUAUUAAUUAAGAAACGCCAGAAAGCUCUUAACCAAGGAAAUAUUACCCAAUUCAAGUACUUGAGAAAUAAAGUAAACCGCAAAAGGAAAAGUUGUCGUGCGAAGCAUUAUGAAAAUAGCAUUCAACAUCUUAAAGAAUGUAAACCAUCCUCUUGGUGGAAUGAGGUUAAGAAGCUCAGUGGAGCAAAAUCUACUAGCGGAAAUAACGAAGAAAUCCUUAAAGCCUUAAGACCUGAUGAACACCUUACGGAAACAGAUAAAGUAGAUAUUGCAAACGAGAUAAAUGAUUCUUUUCUUUCCCCAAUGGCUGAAUUUACUCCUCUCACUCCAGAGAAUUACCAAGAUCUGUUAUUUGGCGCAGCUAAUGAUUCUACUGUCACAAUUGCUGCAGGAGACGUAUUUAAAAAACUGUCAACGCUUAAUCCAAGGAAAGCCCACGGCCCUGAUGGAAUACCAACAUGGGUGUUAAAAGAGAAUGCUGAUUUAUUGGAACUUCCAGUCAAAGAGAUCCUAGAUAGUUCUUACCGCGAAUGCCGUAUUCCACAAUCUUGGAAAGAGGCCGACAUUAUUGCUAUCCCUAAAAAGAAACCCAUAACUGACAUUAAUAACAACCUACGUCCAAUAUCAUUAACACCUAUUUUAUCAAAACUGGCCGAAGAAUUCGUGGUUGAACAACACCUAAAACCUGCGGUAUUAGCCACAAUUGAUAAAAGGCAAUUCGGAUCCAUCCCGAAUUCAAGCACUACGUAUGCCCUUAUCAGCAUGUUGCAUUUUUGGAAUAAAAACACGGACGGAAAUGGCUCUACAAUCAGAAUUAUGCUUUUUGACUUUCGUAAAGCUUUCGACAUGAUAGAUCAUCAUAUCCUCGCACGAAAACUGUUAAAAUACAACAUCCCAAAACCUAUAUUGCAUUGGAUCUUAGACUUCCUCACUGAUCGCAGUCAGAGAGUUAAACUUAGCGAUGACUGUUUUUCCGAGUGGAAGGCUGUGCCAGCGGGUGUCCCCAGGGGACAAAAUUAG
Messenger RNA from Dendronephthya gigantea, 1875 nucleotides. RefSeq lists its product as uncharacterized. The transcript has a single exon. Bases 1 to 1875 code for a protein of 624 amino acids. The record is from RefSeq and is a predicted model, not a curated record. Gene Ontology annotation, molecular function: catalytic activity. Lineage: Eukaryota; Metazoa; Cnidaria; Anthozoa; Malacalcyonacea; Nephtheidae.